This is a messenger RNA of Frieseomelitta varia, 2691 nucleotides long. RefSeq names its product steroid receptor seven-up, isoforms B/C-like. Bases 1537 to 2676 code for a protein of 379 amino acids. Gene Ontology annotation, biological process: cell differentiation; anatomical structure development; regulation of transcription by RNA polymerase II. Gene Ontology annotation, molecular function: nuclear receptor activity; zinc ion binding; RNA polymerase II cis-regulatory region sequence-specific DNA binding. The transcript is spliced from 4 exons. NCBI's taxonomy places the organism in Eukaryota, Metazoa, Arthropoda, Insecta, Hymenoptera, Apidae. The record is from RefSeq and is a predicted model, not a curated record.
CACACACACACGCAGUGUGCACUCUCUCUCGAUACCUCGUGGCUGCCCUCAAUCGUGGCCACCGUCGUGUUUCUCGCUCCUUCUGCCCGGUCCUCCACCUCCACCUCCACCUCCACCUUCGCCUCCUCCUUUUUCGCCUCAUUCUCCCACCACGGUUCGCGAUCUUCGUCGUUCCUCGGUGCUCGAUACCGCGAUCCUUUGGCCUCUCUUCCGCCGUUCUCUCCGCGUGCUACUACCACCUCUACCGCUCGUCCAACUCCCACUCUGUUUUGUGCGUGAAGCACACACCCUCUCCGCCCUGUGACUCGGUGGCUCGUGCCAACGCGCAUCCACCCAGCGUCGAUAUACCACGAUAUCGCGACGGAUACCAACGACGCGGGGAUACGCGGCUGAUCUACCGCGUGCGCGCGAUCGCGAUCUCGAUCUCGAUCCCGAUCCCCGAUCCUGAUCACGAGACGCGCGACCUGCGCCUCACCCGAAACGGAGGAGUCAGUGCUCGGUGGUGUUGUCGAAGCUCUGCGUGUUUUCUCUCGUCUAACCUGUCUCUUCGUGGUACGUCUCUUCCUGACGAGGACGUCGCGCGCGCGCGAGAAAAAGAGAGAGAGAGAGAGAGAGAGAAAGAGAGUGUGUGUGUGUGUGUCGCGAAGUGUACGCGCGCGUGUGCGCGCGUGCUCGAUCGACCGAGCGUCGACGAGGUGGUCGUCGCGAGUUUUCACCGAUCGGUGGAUCAUCUUCGCAACCUGUGACACGCGAAUCGAACGUGGGAAUCGAACGCGUGUGGAACGCGAGUAAUAGGCGAUCGAUCGGGCCCAACCGGGUGGUCGGUGUACGUCGGCCAGUGGUGGUUGUCGACCAACCCAAGGACCAACGAAUCGUCGCCAAGCUAACCAACCCAUCGCGAGGAUGCCGCGCUCGGGAUCGAGAUACCGAGGUCGUCCAGCAAACUCUGUCUAGUGCGCGUGUGAGUGAGGAAAAAAAAAAAGUGCGUUGAUCGUGAAUUGGGCCGCGGCACGUCGUCGUUGUCGAGGUGGUGGUGGUGGCGGCGGCGCGAAACGGACGAUCGAAACGAAAAGACCGAAAACGAAAGGGAACGUCGCGUUACUCUACUCUAAAAUCUCGGAAGAAAUCUCGGAGAGCAUAGUGCAUAGGGAACAAGGAGGAGUCAUCGUGAGAAGAACGAGUGCGUGAAAAGAACGACGUACGAGAGGUGAAAACGACGUAGAGUGGUGGUGGGUGGUUAUUGACGAUCGAGGUAACGACGACGAGAAGCGAACGACGAGAAUCGAAGAGCAAGAAUCGAGAAGGAGCAGGGACGAAGGACGAGGGGUGGUCGGUGGUGGUUGCAGUCAAGAAGAGGAAACCGGCAGGGUGGUUCGAGGUGGGACAGGAGGCGCUGACGCCCUGGCGACUGCCGGGGUGGUUUACCCGGCCGCAACAGCGACGUUGUUUCCUGGCCGGGUGUCAGCUGGACACCACCACCCCGAGUUCACCACCACGUUGGAGGUGGGGUUCCCGGCGCGCGGCACCACCGCCUCUAUGGCGUUGGUAGCCGCGCCGCCCUCGUGGUCUUCGCGAGACCCCGGGGCCAGCUUGGCCGCAACCGGUGCAGCCGCUGCUGCUGCCGCCGCUGCAGCCGGUGCAGCGGCUGCAGCAGCGUCCGCCGCUGGUCCGGGCCCUAUACAGAUCGCCCCACCGCCCCCGAUGCCGCCGACUCACCUGACACCAUCCGCAACGCCGGAGGACAUCACCUGCCUCGUGCCAGCCGCUGGUGCUGUUCUCACGCCCAGAGACCCCCUGCCGCCCAGCACCACCCCCGGAAGUCAAGCAAACAGCUCGCAAUCCGGUAGCUCGCAAACUGACAAAUCGCCCAACAUCGAGUGCGUCGUCUGCGGGGACAAGAGCAGCGGCAAACACUACGGCCAGUUCACCUGCGAAGGAUGCAAGAGCUUCUUCAAGAGGAGCGUCAGGAGAAACCUAACCUACUCGUGUCGAGGAAAUAGAAACUGUCCCAUCGACCAACACCAUAGGAAUCAGUGCCAGUUCUGCCGAUUGAAAAAGUGCCUGAAGAUGGGCAUGCGCCGGGAAGUUGGUUCAUAUGUUGCAGCCGUGCAGAGGGGCCGAGUGCCACCGUCGCAGCCAUCGCUACCAGGUUUACCGGGGCAGUUUGCCCUAACGAACGGUGAUGCGGUCGCGUGUGCCAGCCUGAACGGUCAUUCUUACCUCUCCUCGUACAUAAGCCUUCUCCUGAGGGCGGAACCGUAUCCAACCUCGCGGUACGGCCAGUGCAUGCAGCCGAACAACAUCAUGGGGAUCGACAACAUCUGCGAGCUCGCGGCGAGAUUGUUGUUCUCGGCGGUCGAGUGGGCCAGGAACAUCCCGUUCUUCCCAGAUCUUCAAGUCACCGACCAGGUCGCCCUGCUCAGGCUAGUUUGGAGCGAGUUGUUCGUGUUGAACGCGAGCCAGUGCUCGAUGCCUCUGCACGUGGCGCCGCUGCUGGCCGCGGCCGGCCUUCACGCCUCCCCCAUGGCGGCGGAUCGCGUCGUCGCUUUUAUGGACCACAUCAGGAUCUUUCAGGAGCAAGUGGAGAAACUCAAGGCUCUUCACGUCGACUCCGCGGAGUACAGCUGCCUAAAGGCCAUCGUCCUCUUCACCACAGUUGGAACGUUCCCGUGGUAGGCUACACACUCAUGA